This is a messenger RNA of Entrophospora candida, 474 nucleotides long. NCBI's taxonomy places the organism in Eukaryota, Fungi, Glomeromycota, Glomeromycetes, Entrophosporales, Entrophosporaceae. The record is from the annotation of a GenBank genome assembly.
AUGACUGACGAGUUCAAACUCUUGCCUGAUGAUCAAGAAGCCAGAGAAUGGAUAUAUAAGGCUAAAGAUAUUGGUUUCAUGUUGCUUUAUGAUUACGGUGAUUUCGAGAAUGUAGAGUUGGUUGAAAAUUCCACUGACAUGAUAUUAAAAAGGGCUGUUUUAAGGCCAUUAAAAAAAGUUGUAACUUUGUCAACAUCUAAAUUAAAUAAUCAGUUCUCACUAAGGCAUUCAGUUAGAGAGGUACAAAAGCUUCGUAGAGUUUCAGCCCAUGACAAUGUUUUGAGCUAUAUAGGUUUAACACAAGAGCCUAAUGCUAAUAAUCUUGUUACUGUGGUUUUAGAUUAUGCUUAUGAUAAUUUACGAGAUUAUUUAAGUGACAAUGAAUUACCAUGGGCUAAAAAACUCCAACUUGCCAAACAAUUAACAAGUGGAUUAUAUUGUCUACAUCAAUAUGAUAUGUAUCAUGGUAAUUUG